AUGUCAGAAGAGGGAAAAAAUCUGACAGAUAAAUCAUUAGAAUCCAACACUUAACAUUCAUUAUAUCGAUUAGUUUAUUUGAUGGUUAGGGAUUAAAACUAAUCGAUCAUAGUGCAUAGUAUAGCUAUGUUAAUCACUUUAAUGUAAAUUCAUUAUUUCAAAUUCAAUCAUAUGGUAUAAUUAUUAUUGUAUAGAGAUUGUUUCAGUUUGGUAGGAUAAUAAUGCAGAUAUAUUAACUGAAAUCUUUGGAUAUUUUAAUUUUACUCAUUAUUUGUUGAAUUAGGAUUAUAAUGCAGUAUAAAUAUUAAUUUAUGUUUCUAUUGCAUUAUUAUGUUUAUGGAUGUUCUUAUUUUUAACAUCAAUCUUAUUUAUAGUAAAUUAGAAAGAUCCAGUUUAAUUAUUAAUCAAUAUAUUAAAAUACAUGACAUUUGUAUUCAGUACAAUACUCUAUAUACCUGUGCUAUUCUUAUUUACUGUAAUAAUAUUAUUAAUAUAAUAAAGUUCUCAAUUAGUUGUACAAAUGGAUAUAUGGAUGAAUUUCCAAAUGAAAAAUGUUGGUAAGGAUUAUUAGUCAUAGAUUAAAUACUUUCUAUAAUUGGAUUAAUUAUUCUAUUCUUCAUGUGCUCAUCAGUUAAUCUUUUAUUAUUUGAUGGAACCUUUGACUAAGAAAAAGCCUUAUCAAAAAGAAAUGGAAGAUGUACAGCCUUGACUUCAAUCCAUUUUGGUAUAGUAGUAUUGUUAUCUAUGUUACCACAUAAUGAUAAUUCAUAGGUAUUUUUUGAAGUUUAUUAAUUAAUUGGAUCUGUGAUUUGUUUUUUAUAUGCCAAGAAAAAUGAUGCUUAUAAUAAUAGAAUAAUGUAGAAGUUAUUUUUAACUUAUCUUACUUUAGAGAUGUGGGCCUCCCUUAUGUUAUGUAUAUCUAAUUUAGUAGAGAAGAGAAUUAUGGUUGGUUCAUUGUAUACUUGGUUAUUUUGUUUGCCUUUUGUAUUUAUGAUAUAGUUAUUAUAAUAAUAAAAGAGAGAAUAAUGUUUAAUGAUUUAUGUAAAUAAGUUUGAUAAUCCUGUUUAAUUGGUAAAUCAUGUACAUGAAGUUAUUAAAUUAGUAGAAUAUGAUAAAAAAAGAUUACCAUAAGGUUAAUUAUUAAACGGCUAUAUUGAAUUUCAUAAUUAGACUUGUCCAAAUCCAUUAUGUCCAUUGAAAAAAGUGAAAUUCUCAUUAAAUAUGUUUAAAGCAAAAAAUGAAUUGGUUAGUAAAACUGAUAAAAGACAUUAAUUAAUUUAUGAUACAAUGACAAGAUUGUUUAUAAUGGGAAUAGGUAAGUUUCCUACUGAUGUAUUUAUUCGAAUAGAAUAUGCUUUAUUUACUUUAAGAGUAUUGAAAUCCAAGCCAUAAGCUUUAGAGGAAUUAAGUAAUAUAGAAAAACUUAAAUCAUCUUUUGAUGAAAAAUAUAUAGUUUUUUAUAUCAAAAGUGUAAUAGAGGCUGAGAUAUCUGAAUUAAGUGGAGAAGGAUAGGAUUUUACUGAAUAAAGAGAUUUUGAUGAGAAAUUUGGAUCUUUUAAAUAAGCAAUGGAAAGAAGUGUAAGUUUAUUAAUGGAAUUUUGGUCUUAAUUUGCAGAUGAAAAGCCUGAUUUAAUAAAAUUAUAUGAAAUUGGAUCAAAAUUAUUUCCUAUUAGAAUGUAUGUUGAUACUACUUGGAAAAGACUUUAAAGAAUUUAAAAUCAAUAAUUACCAUAAGCAUUAAGAUUAUAUUCUAAAUAUUUAAUUGAAAUUUUUAAUGAUAGAAUAUCAGGAUUUGAUUUACUUGAAUAAGCUAGAAAAAUAGAGAGUUCAUUUGCUUAAAGAAAAGCAUUUAAAUUAGGAAUGACAUCAAAUUUGAAUGUUGAUGGAUAAGAAGAUGGUUGUGUAUUUAUAUCAUUAGAAGAAGAGAAAUUUGGUUAGAUUUAUGCAAUUAAUAUGGCUGCAGCAUCAUUAUUAGGAUUUGAUAAAAAUGAAUUAAUGAAUAAGAAAAUAAAUAAUAUUAUGCCUUAAUUAUAUGCAAAACAUCAUGAUGAUUUUUUAAGAAGAUUUUUAGAUACUAAUGAAGCUACUUUAUUAAAUAAAGAAAGAUUAUUAUUAGGAAAGCAUAAAAAUGGUUAUUUAUUAGGGAUAAAUGUAUUAUUACGUCCAGUUUAUCAUGUAUUAAAAGAAGGAGUUGAAUUUGUAGGUACAUUUAAAAAAGAAAAGAGAAUUAAGGAUGUAGCUUAUUUAAUUUGUAAUAAAGAAUAUUUAGUAGAAGAUAUUUCUGGAGGUUGUAUAAAUUUAUUAGGUUUGGAUGUAAAAUCAUUAUAAAUUUAAGAAGUUCAUUUAUUUGAUUUAUUUCCAGAAAUCAAAGAAUGUUAUGGUGAUUUUAAAAUGAAAUAAGGAAAAUCAAUUGAUUUUAUAUUACCAAAAAUUCUUGAUGAUCAUAUUGCAUUUGGAGCGUCUGAUACAACAAUUAGAUUAAGUGUCUCUAUUUAGGAUAUUAAUUUUUUAAUAAUGAAGAAUUCAGAAAAUGAAUAAGGUUUAGCUGGAUAUUAAGUUAGAGUAGAAAGAUAAAUAGAUUUAUCUAAUUCAAAUAUUAAAUAAUUAUAAUAGAAAUUAUCAAAGAAUUAAAACUUUUCAUUUAGAUUACAAUUUUAAUAAACUGGAAUGCAUUUUUAUGGAGAAUUUACUGAUGCUAAUUAUAGUGAAAUGAUAACUCAUAUAUAAGAUUAAAGUAUGUUUACUAAUUAAGAAUAUGAUUUAAAAAGUAAAGAAAUUGAAAAGAAUGAAGAUGUAAUUGAUUAUUCUUCAGGUAUUAGAGUAAUGAGAUUGUUUGAGGGUGUAAUAUAUGAUAUAGAAAAGUUUUAAUCUGAUGCAGAUAUGGAAAGUUAUGAGGAAAUUCAAAUUAAGAAAGAGGAAUAAUAGAAUUAAGAGAAUGAUGAACCUAAUGAAUCUGGAUAUUUUAGAUCAUCUAAGGAAUUAUAAGAGACUUUAAAUGCAUAAAGUGAAAGUAGAACAAUAAGAUGGUUAUAUUACAUAUCAUUUUUACUUACAAUUCUAUUAAUUAUCUUAUGUAUAUUGAACAAUGUUUUUGAAAGAGAAGAAAUCAACAAUUAGAAUUCUGAUUGGAAUAUGAUUAUUAAAUAAUCUGAUAUGAUAAUAUAUCUUAAUGAAAUUGUAUUAUAUUCAAGAGAAUUGAUGUUAUUGAAUCUUGGACUAUCAUAUUACAAGGAGGAUAAAUUAUUAUUUAAUUUGAAUAAUAGUAUUGAAUAAUUUGAUUCUAUGAGUAAAGACAUAUUUAUGAAGAUUUCAUUUAAUUCUGAUGUAAUGAUGAAUACUUAAUCAGGUAAAGAAAUUAGUACUUUAGAAUAGGCUAGUUAACAAAUUGUAAGUAAAUCACUUAAUAUUUAAUAAGCAUACUCUUAAUUAAAUGAAAAUUAAAUAGAUUAUUAUUAUGUGAUUUACAAUUCAUUAAAUGAUUUUAUUCGUGCUCUAUUAGAAAUGUAUAUGAAUACUAUUGAUUUAUCUUAUGAUCAAACUAAUAAAUUAUAUAGUGAUAUAUUAGUUAUACUUAUAUUAUCUGCAUGUUUAACAUUUAUAUCAUCUAUUAUAUUGACAUGUAUAUUAACUAGUACUUUAGAUAAAAGAUAAGAAAUAUUGAGUAUAUUUUUGGAUAUUCCAGAAAAAACAGCUAAAUUAUUUUACUCAAAAUGUGAAAACUUUUUAUCUUAAAUAUCAUCAAAUGAAGAUGAUGAAGUUUUAAGUGAAAUAGAUAUCAUAGAGGAAAAAGGGAAUGAUGAACCUGUUUCACUUUUAGGUAGAAAAAGAAAGAGGUUUAAGAAUAAUGAAAAUAAGCAUAUGGGAUUUUUUGUUAAGAUGUUAUUCUUAGCAUCUAUAAUAGAAUCAUACUUUAUUAUGAUCUAUUUCUUAGAUUAAAAUAAUGCUGAUCAAAAAAUUAAUAUCUUAAAUGAAUUUAAUCAAACAUCCUUAAGUUCUAGUUAUUAUUCUAUUUUAGUCAAUUCACUUAAAUAAUAUAUUUAUAAUGACAACAUAAAUUUAAUGAAUCAAGAUAGUAAUGCAACUUUGAUUCAAUUGAUACAUAAUGUUUAUGAGAUAGAUACUCUUUAUUAGAAAUUACAUGCUAUAAAUGUAGAAUAUAAUGAUAUUUCUUAUAUUGAUUAUUACAAUUCUAUUAUGUUUGACAAUCUAUGUACAACAAUUACUUUUAAAGAAAUUACAUGUGAUACUUUUGCUAAUGGAAUUUUAGAUCAUGGAUUAAUGACAGCUGUUUCCAGACAUUUUCAAAAUAUACGAAAACUUUAUAAUACUUAUUAAAAUCUCAUAUCAAAUGAUUCUUUAGAAUUUCCAUGGUCUAAUUAUACUCUUCUUGAAUUAUCUACUGAUCUAAAGAGAAAUAAAUUACUUAAUUUGCUUAAUACUCCAGAAAGUUAUGAAAUAAGUAAAUUAAAUAUUUAUAUUCUAGAUGAUAUGUAAUUUUAUGUAAUUAAAGAUGCAUUUACACUAUUAAAGAAUGAAUACUUAAAUAUAAUUACAAAUGAUCAAGAAAAUUAUAUUGUUCAACAAUUAAUACUGAUGAUUUUCUUCUUGUUAACAUUAAUAUUAGCAUUAUUAUUUUGUUGGAAUCCCUUCUUAAGGAAAUUAAAUAGAGAAGUAUUUAUAUAUUUAUAAAGUAGAUUUGGUCAACUAAAUGCUUAUUAACCUUUAUUCCCAUAGAUGAAAUAGCUAAAAUUAGAACGAUAAAUAAUUAUAUAAGGACAGUAAUAUUAGAAUAAAACAUUUGA
Paramecium pentaurelia is the source of this 4802-nucleotide messenger RNA. NCBI's taxonomy places the organism in Eukaryota, Ciliophora, Oligohymenophorea, Peniculida, Parameciidae. The record is from the annotation of a GenBank genome assembly.